This is a messenger RNA of Ipomoea nil (Japanese morning glory), 1236 nucleotides long. RefSeq lists its product as uncharacterized. The transcript has 3 exons. The record is from RefSeq and is a predicted model, not a curated record. NCBI's taxonomy places the organism in Eukaryota, Viridiplantae, Streptophyta, Magnoliopsida, Solanales, Convolvulaceae. The coding region runs from base 1 to 1236 and encodes 411 amino acids.
AUGAGUGAAGAUGGACUAAUUGUUAGGAACAAAGCUCGACUUGUUGCUAAAAGCUAUUGUCAAGAAGAAGGCAUCGAUUUUGAUGAAACCUUCGCCCCAAUUGCUAGGCUUGAAGUAAUAAGAAUGUUGCUAGAUUAUGCAACAUACAAAGAUUUUAAAGUCUAUCAAAUGGAUGUCAAAAGUGCAUUUUUAAAUAGACUUCUAGAGGAAGAAGUGUAUGUAGAACAACCACCUGGUUUCGUUAUUGAUUGUGGACAUGAAAAAAUCAAAGAUGAUGAUCACGUGUUACUAGUACAAAUCUAUGUUGAUGACAUCAUUUUUGGAUGUUCAAAUCCAGAUCUAUGUGAUAAAUUCUCAAACCUUAUGCAAGGGAAGUUUGAAAUGAGCAUGCUGGGAGAAUUAAACUACUUUCUUGGCUUACAAGUCAAACAAUGUCCAGAAGGUAUAUUCAUCAAUCAAGCCAAAUACACAAAAGACUUGAUUCGUAAAUUUGGAAUUGAUGGAAAAUCCUCAGUCCAAAUUCCUAUGAGUACUUCGCUAAGAAUGAAUAUUGACAACGAAGGAAAAGAUGUUGAUCAAAAGAACUUUCGUGGAAUUAUUGGAUCUAUUCUCUACCUAACAGCAAGUAGACCUGAUAUUUCUUUUGCUAUUGGGGUGUGCGCAAGGUUUCAAUCCAAACCUAAAGAGAGUCAUCUAUGCGCUGCCAAAAAGAUUUUAAGAUACCUAAAGGGGACCCAAGGUGUAGGACUUUGGUACCCGAAAAGAGGAUCUUUUUAUCUCGUUGGCUAUUCAGAUGUUGAUUUCGCGGGUUGUAGAAUUGAUCGAAAAAACACCUCAGGAACCUGCCAGUUCCUGGGGGGAAGACAUGUAUCCUGGUUUAGCAAAAAGCAAAACUCAAUUGCUACUAGCACAGCUGAAGCCGAAUACAUUGCGGCUGGCAGCUGUUGUGCUCAAAUCUUGUGGAUGACACACCAAUUAAGAGACUAUGGUGUAAUAGUUCGAGAAGUGCGUAUAAAAUGUGACAAUACAAGUGCAAUAUCUAUUACACACCAUCCUGUUCUUCACUCUCGAACAAAACAUAUUGAUAUUAAGUAUCAUUUUAUUCGUGAUCAUGUCGAAAGAAAGGACACCUCUCUUGAGUAUGUCAAUACUGAUGAUCAAUUAGCAGAUAUUGUAAAAGGAUGCUCUAAACAGAAUGCUAGCACAUUCACAAUAUUUGCAAAAUCUCCUUCGUGA